Molecule: messenger RNA, 699 nt
Organism: Morone saxatilis (striped sea-bass)
Lineage: Eukaryota; Metazoa; Chordata; Actinopteri; Moronidae
Product: odorant receptor 131-2-like
Exons: 3
Biological process (GO): G protein-coupled receptor signaling pathway
Cellular component (GO): membrane
Molecular function (GO): G protein-coupled receptor activity
Source: RefSeq, a predicted model, not a curated record
CUCACACUGGUGGUGAUGUCUCUGGAGAGAUAUGUAGCUGUGUGCUACCCACUGAGGCACGCUAGCAUUGUCACCAUCAGAAACACAGCAGUGGCUAUCAUUGUGGUUUGGGCCUUCAGUUCACUAAAUGUCCUCAUUCGAGUUGUUUUGCUGUUAGAUUUUCCAUUUUCAGACCUGGAGAGUCUGCAGAUGAAAGACUUUUGCUCUGACAUAGCAAUGUUUCUUAACCCAAUGUCUGAUAUUUAUGACAAUGCCUUUCAGUGCAUAAUAUGCUUCAUAUCGAUGUUCCCGUUUAUUACCUUCCCCUAUAUCGGUGUUUGAUGAUAGCAGCCAAGGCAGACCUCCACAGACAACUUCAGCCAGUACGGCUCGAACACACUGCUGCUGCAUUUGGUGCAGCUCGGCCUCACUCUUUUGUCAACUAUACAAAACCCACUGCUCAUAGCUAUCUCACAAAUUGUAACAAGAAUAGUAAUUGUGCGUAUACAGAUUAGUUUGCAUGUGUGUAUUUUCCUUUUCCCAAGAUGUCUGAGUGCUUUCAUCUAUGGCCUCAGAGACCAGACCAUCAGACCCGUCCUCAUGUUCAAUCUUUGCUGUCGACUGAAACGCUCCGUCAUCCCAGCAGAAGCUGAGAAGUCGAGCUUGGUUAAGUUUUCAGGGAGACCUACAUUAGUCACAAUAUCUGGCUUCAGUGGUUGA